UUAGAACAGUCAGUAAAACUUUUGUAUACCACUUGAAAUGAAGAGGUUGGAAUUAGCCGUCUGUGUGGUGUUUCUUCUCAUGAAGUCUGCGUCUGGUAUUCACAGAACCAUUGACGGAAUGUGGCACAAAGGUGGUCAGUAUGUGAUCCACGUAGAAAAGACACCACCGUAUGUCGAUAUUAGAUCGUCAUCUGGCACUGGCUUAGAGGAAGAUUGUGCUGAAAUGUGCUAUAGUGCCAGUACUUGUGAAACAAUGAUGUUUACUAAGGCGUUAGGAGACGUUGAGACUUGUUUUCUUUUUGACAAGAAGUUCAGUGAACUUGAAUCCUUCUUCUGCGAAAGUGGCGGUCUGCUCUGCUCCGAGAUAUGGGUGAAACUCCCCACGCAAGGAUAAAACAAAGAACUGACGAUUCAAUGGUUUCACAGUAUAUAUGGUCGUAACACUACUGUUUUUUAUUAUACCUUGAACGGAAAAAAACACACUGAGGUCUCGAUUUGCUUCUCUAAUAUCGUUUACAAAGAUCAUGGGUGCAGCGGACACGAUGGCUGAUGAGACUGGAACACAAUUUGAGAGACAAAAAAAGUUACGUGACUCUCGCUCCCAGCGAGAUUUCGGCGGUCAUUUACGACUGAAAUGUAAUCUCAUAGACAAUAGUUUGUAUAUGGUGGCAUCUCCAUCCCACCAAGAGACGUUGCAAGGGAUAAACGACCUUUUAUAAGUUUGACGCAGUUGCAUGUUCCUCUCUUCCUAUUGUCUUUGAUAUAACAUAAAUAAAACUGUAGUGUAACGUGUAACGCCUUAUUGUCAAUAUAAUAAAUAUUACAAUACA
Saccoglossus kowalevskii is the source of this 830-nucleotide messenger RNA. RefSeq lists its product as uncharacterized. Lineage: Eukaryota; Metazoa; Hemichordata; Enteropneusta; Harrimaniidae. The record is from RefSeq and is a predicted model, not a curated record.